GCAGAGGGAGGCGCUUACCCGACUAAAGGCAACAACAUCAGUCUGUUCCGAUCACUUGAGAUGAAAGUUGCGAGCGCGUGCAUGGCUGUCUGAGGGGAGGACCACAGUUUGGAACAUUGGCAGAUGCGCAAGAAUAAAAACGCAGCUAUUCUGGAUUUUUGUUUUUCCUUUCUUUCACUCAGUUACAGCUUGUGAAAUUUGCUGGAGUUGUCUGCCCCUUUGCACAGAACUACUGCUAAAUCCAAACAGAUCAAAAUGAUGACCAGACCUUUUGGGAAGGGCAGGGAUGUGAGUGAGCUGGUGAGCUCCCUCAGUUGGCUGGAGGAGGACGGCAGCUCCCAGGACGGAGACGAAAGUCCAGAGAUGAGRGUUCGCCAUGGCCUGAACAUUGGGGCCCGGAUGAACUCCUGCACAGAACUUGGCAGUGAAGACAUGGAGGAGGAAGAGGAAGAGGAAGAGGAGGAGGAGGAUGACGAGGAGGACAUCGGACCAAAUGGAGAACAAGGUCCCAAAAGGCGAGGCCCCAAGAAGAAGAAAAUGACCAAAGCUAGACAGGAGAGGUUCCGUGCCCGGAGAGUCAAGGCCAACGCUAGGGAACGUUCCCGUAUGCACGGGCUGAACAAUGCUCUGGACAACCUGCGCAGAGUAAUGCCCUGCUACUCCAAAACACAGAAACUGUCCAAGAUCGAGACUCUGCGGCUGGCCCGCAACUACAUCUGGGCUCUGUCGGAGGUGCUGGAGAGCGGUCAGUCCACGGAGAGCCACGGUUUUGUGGAGAUGCUGUGCAAAGGUCUGUCUCAGCCCACCAGUAACCUCGUGGCUGGCUGCCUGCAGCUUGGACCCUCGCCUUUAAUUCUGAACAAGAUGGAGGACAACUGUGGGGGUUCAGGAGUGCCGACUGGACAUACCCUCAGCUACCCAUCCCCAGGCCUCCCAAGCCCACCUUAUGGCUCCCUGGAGGCCUCCCACCUCCUUCACAUGAAGGGACUGAAAGGGCCCAUCUACGACCAGUCCUCUCCUAAUGAGUGCAGCGGCGGCACGCCUCCGUACGACGGGCCCCUCACGCCCCCCCUCAGCAUCAACAGUAACUUUGCCCUGAAGCAGGAGCCUUCUCCGCAUGAAUCAGAGAGGAACUACACGGUCCAUUCCGCCCACCAUGCCCACUACCUCUCAUCCCACCAUUACCCCUUUUCUACGACUGGCAGCUUAGGGGGGCCUCCGACUCAGGCUUCUCGUUACGAGCUGCCCCUGGAUGUGACCUUUGACUCUUUCGCUCCCUCUCACCUGAUCACGUCUCAGAUAGGUACCAUCUAACAAGUGGCUGGGCAGAGAACUGGACUAAUGUACAAACUGCUGUAAAAAAUGACAACUGUUGUUCUGACUGUAUAGAUAAAAUGGUUUUGAUUUCUGUUGUCGAGCACUCUGGACUCCAGAGCAGUGAAUGCUCAAAGAGGGAGAGACUCAGCGCCUCAACUCAGUCUACCUGAUGCAAACAUGCACCCAACAACAAGAAAUUAUUAUUUUACGUUUUAAUCGUAUAGUUGAUAUUUGGUCUCCAUUUAUUUCUGAGCAAGCAACAUUUUCAUUUGUUAAAAAAGCUAAACUARGGAUUAUUUGACCAAAACUUUCAUGUUUGAAGCUUUGCAAAAAGAAGAGUUGAUCCAAAAGUCCCCAGGUUAAUUUGUGCACUAAGGUUCAAGGUCCUUUUGUAAGGAAAGCAAUACAUUUAUUUAUAUGUGUAUUUAAUAUUUAUUUUGAUGAUGUCAUGUCAUUUGGAUAUAUAUUUUUUUCUUUUCAGCRCAGUCUUCGUUUCACUGUCUUCUUUGCCUGUUGCCAUUCUCUGGUARCCAUACUGUAUUUAAGCUAUUUAUUCGGAGGUCUUUUCAGGUACUUGUUCAUUUUGUGUUAAAAUUUUUGUCAAACGUUCUGUUAAUAUUUUGCCAUUUCGCACUUAAUUGAAUAAAUAUUCUUAUAUUAUAUGCUAUUUCCAUAGUAA
Messenger RNA from Austrofundulus limnaeus, 1996 nucleotides. It is a transcript of the gene neurod4, whose product is annotated as neuronal differentiation 4. Lineage: Eukaryota; Metazoa; Chordata; Actinopteri; Cyprinodontiformes; Rivulidae. The record is from RefSeq and is a predicted model, not a curated record. Gene Ontology annotation, biological process: positive regulation of transcription by RNA polymerase II; camera-type eye development; axon development. Gene Ontology annotation, cellular component: nucleus. Gene Ontology annotation, molecular function: E-box binding; DNA-binding transcription factor activity, RNA polymerase II-specific; protein dimerization activity. The transcript has 2 exons. The coding region runs from base 256 to 1314 and encodes 352 amino acids.